Molecule: messenger RNA, 2661 nt
Organism: Australozyma saopauloensis
Lineage: Eukaryota; Fungi; Ascomycota; Pichiomycetes; Serinales; Metschnikowiaceae
Gene: SAS3
Product: Sas3p
Exons: 1
Coding region: 1-2661 (886 amino acids)
Biological process (GO): negative regulation of DNA-templated transcription; positive regulation of transcription by RNA polymerase II
Cellular component (GO): chromatin
Molecular function (GO): histone acetyltransferase activity; transcription coregulator activity
Source: RefSeq, a predicted model, not a curated record
AUGGCCAAUGGGCACUUAAUAAAUGGCAGCGAGUCAAUACUGCGACAUCGACGGCAGGAAUCUCGAACAAGGCUGCGGUCAAGCCUGGAACCCAAACUAGAGGAUGCCAUAUCCCCAGCUGAUUCUCUGCAAAUUAGUUUAGAAGCUAGCAGUGGGUCCCAAAAGUCUCGAAAGAAGGUGCUGAACCAUAUUCGUACGGGCAGACCCCGCUUGUACUGUUCUAAGACAAUACGCCAUGACGAGCUGCAGUUCACUGUUCAGAUCAAAUUCAAUGUGCGCAACCGCCUUGUUAAGAGAUUGUUAGGCUAUGACUACAGCAUGCAUCAAAGGUCGCCCUCCAUAGAAGUUGAGGAGAUUGACGACACAAAACGUAGCCGGCGGGCCCGUGCUAGCACAAAUACUCCGGGCUCUGUUGUAUCUUCAGAUGUGUCCCGAUCAUCGAGCCGAAGCGGUUCGAAAAAGCGAGAGCGUAGUACUCUGCGGAUAUCCAAGGUCUUUAGACCAGAUUUACGCAACACUGAACUCGACGUAGAAUUGAGCGGGCCCAGUUUCGAUCAAAAACCUCCGAGUUCCGAGCCACCACUACCAUACUAUGGAGUGCUUCCCUUCCCAGAUUGUAUCAUAAAUGAUACUGACCCGACUGCUAUAGAUAGACAGAUAUUCAAUGGGUUCAUGACUUUGGGCUCUAAAAGACAGCGUGAGUCGCAAGAAAGAGAUAUCUCGUCCAAAGAAAUGGAAAGGUCAGCGUCGGCAACUCCGAUCCCGCAAAAUGCAUCUCUGUACUUCAAGCGCUCAAAAAUUGAGCACAUUUGUUUCCGCGAUCACUUGCUUGAUACUUGGUAUUCAUCACCAUACCCGGAGGAAUUCUCGAAGAAUAAAAUUUUGUACAUGUGCGAGUUUUGUUUGAAGUAUAUGAGUUCUCCGAAAUCUUUUGAGCGUCACCAAAUGAAAGUAUGCGGCGCAGCUAAUAAUCACCCACCUGGAGUGGAAAUAUAUCGAGACGCAAAUGCAAAAUUGGCGUUCUGGGAAGUCGAUGGACGCAAAAACAUCGAGUAUUGUCAGAAUCUAUGCCUUCUAGCAAAAUUGUUUCUCAAUUCCAAAACUUUAUACUAUGAUGUGGAGCCGUUUGUAUUCUAUGUCUUGACAGAGAUAGAUGAGCAGGACUCGUCUAUUUAUCAUUUCGUGGGUUAUUUUUCCAAGGAGAAGCUCAAUAACUCUGACUACAACGUAUCUUGUAUCCUUACCCUUCCGCUAUAUCAACGAAAAGGUUACGGUCAUUUGAUGAUUGACUUCAGCUACUUGUUGUCUAGGAAAGAGUUUAAAUAUGGCACUCCAGAAAAACCGCUUAGUGACUUAGGUUUGGUCAGCUAUCGAAAUUAUUGGAGAAUAGCAAUCGCGCAUGCUCUCCAAAAACUUUCUGAGGAUAUUAUGACCAAUGCAAACUCUCAAUACUACAUUUCGCUUGAAAUCGUAUCUAAGAUGACCGGUAUCAAACCUUCGGAUGUCGUUGUGGGAUUAGAACAAUUAGAAGCUCUCAUUCGAAACAAGCAAACCUAUGAAUAUGCAAUCGUUAUUGAUAAAAAGAAAGUGAACGAGAUCGUUGACUCGUGGAACUCUCGAGGAUAUUAUGCAUUAAAGCCUGAGCUUUGCAUAUGGAAGCCCUUAAUUUACGGACCCUCUGGUGGCAUCAACUCGGUUCCGAACAUAGCGCCAUCACAAAAUAAUCAAUUGGCAUUUCCUAUAAGCAAUACCAUCUCGAUGAUUUCGGACUUUCUUCAGGAUGACAUCAACAAUCCAUACACUUACGAUGAAGAGGCUGUCAAGGAGAUACAGAAUCUCGAGGAACAUUCAAAGAGUUCUGGAGUAGCACCUAAAAAGUUUGUCCCGCAAGAUUAUGUUGUCUGUCAUCCAGAUCACGCCAACGGAAAACCCAUUAAAAUCAUCAAGCAAACAGAGGAAAUUAGGAUUGCGGAGCUGGAUGCUGAGCUUGAAAGUGAAGCAUCGGGAGAAAACCUCAAUUUCGACGAAGAUUUCGAAGCAGAUGAGGUUCCCUCUGAUGAUGAGGACGAUGUUGGCAAUUACGACGAAGACGACGAAGCUGGAGACAACGAUGAUGGCGAAGCUGAAGUUGUUGAAGAUGAAGAUGAGGACAGCGAUGAUGCAGAAGACGCAGAAGACGAUAGAGAUGAGAAGGAUAACAAGGCAAGAAUUAGUUCAGGCUCCCGAACAAGAGGAGAUAGAGAAGAGGAAGAGGAAGAAGAAGAGGAAAACGAUAGUGGUGCUGGAACUGAAGAUGAGCUGACAUUAGCUGGCUCAGAUAAAGAGUCUUCAAGCGAGAAGGAACUAGAAUCUGAUCAUGAAAAUUAUGGGAACACAAAAAUGGACUCUUCUUCGCCUAGAAAAAAUGAAAAUGAAUCAAGAAACUCUAGUGAGUACGGUGACCUGGAUGAGGGUAGCAGCGAUGAGGAUGAGGAUGUUGAUCCGAAUGAGCGUGACAACAGUCCGGUUCUCAAGAGGAAUAGUCGAGACUCUAUUCUAAGAAAGUCCAGUCGGACCAAGGCUACGAGCCUGCCUCCAUACCAACGGUCUCUCAGAUCGAACGAUUCUUCAAAAAGUGAAACCAGUAAACUGCUCCUCCGGAGAUCAUCCCGGAGAAGCUAG